GCGGGCACCCGGCCUCCGCGGGGGCGGCGGGCGGAGAGUAAAACCGGGCCCCGGCAGGGACGCGGGGCUGGAGCCGGACCCGCCGCCGCCAGGGCAAGGAGAUGACAGGUGGAAAUGAAUCCUGUACUGCAGGACCAACAUCUAUGUCCUACUUAACUUGCCUGACGUAUAUUCUGGAAGAAUGGACUGGUGUGAAGGAUAUUGGAGAUUAUCUGAGUUACGCGUUCUACAUUUUAUGGUUGUUUUUUCCACUUGUGGUAGUCUUUGUACUUCCAGGAGUUAUUGUCAUUCUCUUCUACGUUUCCAUUCUCUGGCUUCAUAUUUAUAAAAGGAAGAAUGAAAUAAAGGAAGCUUAUUCCCAUGAUGUUUGGAUAGGUGCGAAAGAAAUGUUGGCAACCCUAUGGGAUGGACAUGGAAGAAUAUGGCAUGGUUAUGAACUUCAUGGUGUCGAAAAUAUUCCUGAAGGACCAGGACUUGUUGUGUUUUAUCAUGGAGCUACUCCCCUUGACUAUAUCUAUUUCACAGCUAGACUUCAUGUAAUGCAGAAGAGGUGCUGCAGCGUAGUAGCUGAUCAUUUUGUCUUUAGAUUACCAGGCUUUAGAAUACUGCUUGAGGUAUUCGGAGUUAUACACGGACCAAAAGAAGCUUGUGUCGGGACUCUGGAGAAGGGCCACCUGUUAGCCAUUGCCCCAGGUGGAGUUCGGGAAGCACUCUUCAGUGAUGAAAUGUAUACUAUUUUGUGGAGUGAUCGGAAGGGCUUUGCUCAGGUGGCGAUUGAUGCAAAAGUGCCCAUCAUUCCUAUGUUUACACAAAAUGUUCGAGAAGGCUUUAGGACAUUAGGAGGAAUAAAAAUACUUAGGUCUCUGUAUGAGCGUACUAGAUUGCCAGUAGUUCCUCUGUAUGGGGGGUUUCCUGUCAAGCUACGUACAUUCAUUGGAGCACCCAUUCCGUAUGAACCAAAUAUGACUGCUGAGGAACUAGCUGCAAAGACAAAAGCAGCAGUCCAAGCUCUCAUAGAAAAACAUCAGAAAAUACCAGGAAAUAUUUUUAGGGCUUUAAUGGAACGAUUUCAAACACAAAAGAAAGAAGAUUAAGAUCUUCUGAACUUAAACUUCUAUAACUACUAUUUAACUAACUACUACUAAAAAUAUUCUUAAAGUUACAUGUGUAAAUUAUUCAUUCUUCUAAUAAUAGGUUUUAAAUACUGUCCUAAUGAUACUGCUCUAUAAUUUAAGGUAAAAGUCACUUGCCCUUGACCUUUCCCGUGUUCAGUAUCAAGCUCAGGAACCCAAACUUAAAAUCAUUCAUAAUGGGCAAAGUUUAAUUUUUGAUAAAUGUGUUCCUACCUUUGAAGUGUUGUUGAUUCUGGGUUUGUUUUGGGUUUUUUGUUUUUGUGGGUUUGUUUUUUAUUUUUUUCAAAUAAUACUGCAAGCCUUUAUGUAUAUGGUCUGUCAUUCUCAUAUCCCCACCAUGAUGGAUCUCUAAACUGAAUGUUAAACCCUCUACAGAGCUGGAGUCUCACGUUCUUGACCCUCAUUGGUAUAAGGAGGUUUUGUGGGCCAGAUUAAUGCCGUACAACACAUAUGAAAAAUUUCCUGAAAUUGUUACUGUCACUCUACUGGAAAACAGCCCACCACUUUUGGCCUGCAGAAACCUCUAGCAAUGCCUGCAAAACCAGUGUUGCAAAGUGUUUAGUUUUGCUGGGUGAGCUCAGAAACGGCUCAGAGGAGUGAAAAUUGAUUGGAGAACUACAGUGAAUCAAAGGGGUCGGUUAUGGAAACCUCUCUGAUGCUGUCAGUGAGAACCCUACAACACAGCUGCUAUUCCAAGCCAAGGCAUAUUGGAUAUCUAUCUGCCCUUGAGUAGAGACUUGUCCCAUUUAUUUCUCAGUGAAUCUACACAUUCUCCGUUGAAACAAUGAGCCAAGCAUUCAAACAUCAGGAAGUAGAAAUGAGAGUACUGCUUAGUAACAUGAGUUCAAAAAUCUUUAUUUUGAUGGAAAGAGAAAAUUGUUAUAACAUUGUAAAAGCAGCAGUUCUUUGAAAAACAGGAUUGGCAUUCCCAAAUACCCUUUGGAUAUGUAUGUGCAUAAACUAUUAAAUAUAUUCUUCAAACAGUUAUUUAUGUAAGUUAAAUAAUGGAGAGGGAAGUUCUGUGUUGUUUCAUUAAGUGAAAACAGUUGAAUCAACAGGAGAGAAUUGCGAAAUUGGGCUUUUGUGCACUUACAGCAAAUUAUAUUGUUAUAUUUUUUUUCUUAGCUAAAGCCUAUGGUCCUAUUUUCCAAAUAGGAAAUAUCUGAAAUAUUUCUUAUAAUUUCCAGGAAUUUUAAUCUACAGUUCUUAAUUUAACACCUGGGAACUUUUUAGUUCUGAGAUGAGGACAAAUCCCUUCAGAAAAGACGAGAGAUUUUUGCUAUAUGAUGUGGUCACCUUUCAGUAUUGUUGGGGUUUGACCUUUUCUUUAAAAAAAAAAAUACAUCCCCCUAAGAAAAACCCAAUAAAUAACCAACAUUUAAAGGAGCAGUUGUAUUUGAUAUAGCAGUCAUUCCUCUUUCAUUUAAGCAUACACUUUGCUGUAUCUCUUUUAAAUGUGUAAAUUAGUGACAUGCAGAAGUGCACGUGGGUGAUGCCCUAAUUUAGAAAAAUGCCACUUUAUGGGAAAUUGUCUAUCAAAUGUGGUUUACAAGAAGCAAAAAAUUUGCUUAUUUUAUGAUAUUAAUUUAUACCAAAAACAUUUUAUGUGGUGUUAAUUUUUUUAAAUCUUUGGCAAGAAUCAUGGUAUAUAAAAGCAAAUGCCCUAUAUGAAGUUUUUUAAAUUAAUUGGGUUUUCCUUGAAGGCAAGAUUGGGUUCCUUUUAAUUUAUUGGAGUGUUUCAAAAAUACUGUUAACACAGCAUGUCAUUAAAAGUGAUAAUGCUAAAUUCCUGCAUUGAAGUAUAACUUAAGUAUGACCUUUUUUUUACUGUCCAUCUUGAGAAAAAUAUACAUCAGUCUAUGUUGUGAGCAACUCAAAGGCAGCUGAACAUCUUUUAUGUUGAGAUUGCAUAUACGUAAAAGAGAACUCAAUCUAAAAGGUUCCGUUAGACAUGAAUAGACAUGAUCAGAUUUUGUAAAAUUUAUUUUAUUAGCUGUGGGCUAUUUACUGCAGUUUUGUCCCCUUAAGUGUUGAAAGAUCAGUAUAAAAAAUGAAGGGCAGUAUUGGUACUCUAAGUGUUCAUAUUUGUAUAGGCCUUUCAUUUUUAUUUCUAUAUAUUAAAAAUAUGUAGAAGACAGUUUUUGAAUAAAAUUGUCAACUGGAACAAA
Catharus ustulatus (Swainson's thrush) is the source of this 3301-nucleotide messenger RNA. RefSeq names its product transmembrane protein 68-like. Gene Ontology annotation, cellular component: membrane. The record is from RefSeq and is a predicted model, not a curated record. Gene Ontology annotation, molecular function: acyltransferase activity. The transcript has 7 exons. NCBI's taxonomy places the organism in Eukaryota, Metazoa, Chordata, Aves, Passeriformes, Turdidae. Bases 102 to 1094 code for a protein of 330 amino acids.